Molecule: messenger RNA, 915 nt
Organism: Phycomyces blakesleeanus NRRL 1555(-)
Lineage: Eukaryota; Fungi; Mucoromycota; Mucoromycetes; Mucorales; Phycomycetaceae
Exons: 4
Biological process (GO): protein import into peroxisome matrix
Cellular component (GO): cytosol; peroxisomal matrix
Molecular function (GO): protein binding
Source: RefSeq, a predicted model, not a curated record
GUCCAAUGGAGUCCUUUUUUUGAAAACAAACUCGCAGUAGCUGCUUCUUCCAACUUUGGUUUGGUUGGAAAUGGUAGACUAUACUUACUUGCUGUUGGAGGAGGACCUGAGGGUAUUAUGGCCGAGAGAGUGUAUGACACCCAAGAUGGCUUGUUUGAUUUGGCGUGGAGUGAAGUAAACGAAAAUCAGUUGGUUACCUCGAGUGGUGAUGGCUCUAUUAAGAUGUGGGAUGUCACCCUAGCAGAUUUUCCUAUACAAAACUGGCAAGAACAUCAACGUGAAGUAUUUUCGGUGGAGUGGAAUUUGAUUACCAAAGAUGUAUUUUCAAGUGGCUCAUGGGAUCAUACUGUCAAGAUUUGGAAUCCUCAAGCACCAAGAUCAUUACAAACCUAUACUGAGCACACCCAUUGUGUCUACAGCACUGCGUGGUCACCUUACAACCCAUCGAUGCUGGCAUCAGCCUCUGGUGACCAAACUGUCAAGAUAUGGGACACUAAAAGCCCUCGAUCUAUCCAGACGAUCCACGCACACAACAACGAGAUCCUGUCUGUAGACUGGAACAAAUACCAGGACAACACAUUUGUGACCGGGUCUGUAGAUUGCACCAUCAAGGUUUGGGAUAUGCGCCGUCCUGACCGGGAACUGAUCUGCCUGCCAGGACAUGAGUACGCCGUCCGCCGCGUAAAAUGCUCACCUCACCGGCCCAAUGUUGUUGCCAGUGCGGCCUAUGAUAUGAGUGUCCGGUUCUGGGAUACUGCUGCGCCAGUUGGAAACAAUCUCAUGGGUGUGCACGAUCCCCACACUGAGUUUGUGCUUGGAGUGGAUUUCAAUUUGUAUGUGGAAGGACAGGUAGCAUCCUGUGCGUGGGAUGAGAGUGUUCAUGUGUUUGUCCCACCAGCGCUAUUACGGAGAUAA